AUGAGGGCCAUGAAGAUCUUGGAGGAUGGCGAAACAUCCGGAUUGCAAGAUACCACACGACAGUUCCAGCAGGACCCAGUAUAUUCCCUGGACCCCUACAGGAGACAGGAUGCAGAAUGUCGGAGAGCAGGUCAACAUGGUUGUCUAGGACAACAGCCUAGCAGCCUGACACUCCCUCAGUGCUGGAACAGCGGAGAGACUCAGAAGCUGAUCACACGCAUCGCGUCUGACACACCCAACACGCUCUGGGCUCUGCAGACUCUUCCAGCAUACUACCAUGAAGAUGACAGAGGGGGGGGGGGGGGGAGCGCGGCGCUGGGCCUGCUGAAGGUGUGUCGCCUGCGUCAUAAUCAACACACCCGCCUGAUGAGGGACUUAACUCCCACAAGGCAUACUACCGUGCUCAACUUCCAGGACCAGAUCCAACUGUCACUCUACCCAGAGACCACCCACCUGCAGGCCUGGCCUGGACAGCACCUCUGCGCCCAACUGGGUCUGCCUCUGUCCAGCCUGUGCACCGUCCCCUGUAACACCAUGUUUGGAUCCCAGCACCAAAUGGACAUAGCGUUGCUGGACAAGCUGAUUAGAGAGGAUGUGGAGACUGGGAAGCUUCCAUUGCUGCUGAUUGCCAAUGCUGGCACCCCUGGGGCGGGACACACAGACAAGCUGGGCCGUCUAAAGGAGCUGUGUGAACAGUAUGGCAUGUGGCUCCACAUAGAAGGGGUCAACUUGGCCACCCUGGCUCUGGGGGAGGUCUCGUCCCCCGUGACGGCGGCCACCAGGAGUGACAGUAUGACCCUGACCCUGGGUCCGUGGCUGGGCCUGCCUGCUGUCCCAGCUGUCACCCUCUACAGACACGAGGACCCAGCCCUGUCUCUGGCAGCUGGGUUGACCUCCAGUCAGCCAGUAGAGAAGCUGCGUGCCCUGCCUCUCUGGCUCUCCCUGCAGUACCUGGGCCACGAUGGGAUAGUGGAGAAGAUUAGACACGCUGUAGAGCUCAGCCAACAGCUUCUGGAGAAACUGAAGACUCUGGCUUCCAUAAAGACUUCAGUAGGAUGAAGCCUCAACUCUCCAGUAGUAGUGUUUAGGUUCUCCCAGGAGACCAGUGCAGAAUCCAGUGGUGGUUCUGUGGAGGGCUACUUUGCUGGAGAGAGAGAAGUGCUAGAUUCCCUCAACAGAUGGCUGUGUGAGCGGUUGGCACAGCUGGUGCCCGCCAGCGGGGUAGACAUAGUGGAGUUGGAGGACGAGGGCACCUGUGUCCGCUUCACCCCUCUUAUGACCGCCGCAGCCCUGGGGACCCAGAGGUGUGACGUGGAUCUGCUGGUGGAGCGGUUGACUGAGCUGGUUCCUGUGCUGAACUGUACGCUGCGUCUCAGACUGGACUUCAGAGAGGAGGUGUACCGCCACUCUGCCCUCAGUUACAUAGAGGACCUCAGCUGGCCUGGCCUGGGAGCCGUCAGGUAUGAGCCGAGGAUUGAGGAGCUGAACGACAGUAAGAGACAGUUGGAGGUGGAGAAGAUCAACAGUGAGCUGCUGGUGAAACUAGGGGAUCUGGAUGCAGACCUCAUCUUCUCCACCGGCCUGGAGUUCGGACCCGAGAAGGACUGCAUAUUUAUUGGCAUGGCAACGGAGGACCUAGACGUUGCAGAGCUAGUGGAUACGAUAGCCGCCCUGGGGAGGGACAUAGAGGAAAACGGCAGGCUAUUAGAGAACAUGACAGAGGUGGUGAGGAAAGGCAUCCAGGAGGCAGAGCUCCAGCUCCAGAAAGACAACCAGGACAAACUCAUGGAGGAGGGUGUGUUGAGACAGAUUCCUCUGGUCGGCUCCGUGUUGAACUGGUUCUCUCCGUUCCAGAGCACUGUGAAGGGCAGAACCUUUAACCUGGCUGCAGGUUCCCUGGACUCCACAGAGCCCAUCUACUCCAUGAAGGCCCAGACAGGUGGGCUGGCGUCGCCAGAAACCCCUACCUCCUCUGCCAAGAGACUGCCAGGACAGAGGCUGUUCCGGCGCGAGGGUGCAGGGGGCUCUGACUCCCACAGUGAGACAAGCUCCGUGGGCCAGGCUGAGGAUCUCUCCAGGGAGAGGUUCCCACAACCCACCACACCCAACCCACCUUCCCCUGUCCCAGACGAGGCGGUUUCCGUGCCCCUGAGAGUCCAGAGACCCCCCAGGUGCUGGCUGAACCGAGCCCACGCAGGAUAACGGCGAGUCCCUUGAUGACUGGGAGAGGUCAAGGACAACGGGAAGGAACCAGGAUUUCAGAAUGGAAUCCAGCCUUAGUCUCUAGGGUUGUGUCUGAGGACUCAAUCAUUGUGGGUUAAUAAAUAACUAUGUAGGAGUAGGACCUAAGAACUCUGGUCAAGCAGGAACUACACCUGAGGCAGGGAGUCAAAGGUGAAGGGUCGUCUGAGGACUUCCU
Messenger RNA from Salvelinus sp. IW2-2015, 2419 nucleotides. The record is from RefSeq and is a predicted model, not a curated record. NCBI's taxonomy places the organism in Eukaryota, Metazoa, Chordata, Actinopteri, Salmoniformes, Salmonidae.